AGGGGCUUUUUUGCAAUAAAGAGAAACUCUUGGAAUCUCAAGUGAAAAAGAAUUCUCACCUCUUUCUGGAUAAACCUCGUUGCCACUUACAGUUCCAGUUCGAGGGGUUUAAGGAAAGCUGUAAUCAUCGAAACUAAAAGGCGCCGCCCCACGGCCCUCCGCCGUCGCCCGUCAGUCUGCCGCCGAUCAGUAGCCUUCCGCCGCCCCACGCCCCUCCGCCGUUGAGGUUCAUUGUUUAUAAUCUGUAAAGAAAUGGAAGAAAUUCAUGCUUACAGAAACCCAGAAUCCUUGCCUUAAAAAAAAGUUGCACUCCCUAUUGGGUUAGAAAAUCAUCGGAUAUGGCUACUAGUAUCAUGGCUCCAUUGCUGACCCCCUCGUCUUCUGCCAAUAAGCACAAAAGUUUCGUUACGAGCACGAGGGUAGUGCCCGUACGAGCGAUGAAGGUGGAGAAGCCGUUGGAGGAGCUCUACGGCGUGAAGGUAGAGAGGAAAGUGGCCAAGGAGCGCCUAUCGGAGCUCGGUGUCUCGAGAUGGUCCGUGUGGAAGACGGGCAAGUGCAAGCUCCCGUGGGACUGGCAGGUCGAUCAGCUCGUUUAUAUCGAGGAAGGGGAGGUGAGAGUGGUGCCGGAAGGAAGUAAGCGUUACAUGAGCUUCGUUGCCGGGGACCUCGUUCGUUAUCCCAAGUGGUUCGAAGCCGAUCUCUUCUUCAACGAUUUCUAUCAAGAACGGUAUAGCUUUCGAGCAUAUGGCGAUGAUUAGCAGAUGUUGAUCAUCUUGAUUUGAUUCUCUGUUGAAGGUAGAAAAUAUGUUUGUUGUGUGAUGAAGUCUAGCAAAAAAUCUUUGGAUUUUGAUUUAUAUUUUUCUUGCACUUUAAUGUUGUUAAUCUCUGGUUGUAUAAUUUAUUCAUUUCCAUUAGUUAUUUA
Molecule: messenger RNA, 922 nt
Organism: Salvia miltiorrhiza (redroot sage)
Lineage: Eukaryota; Viridiplantae; Streptophyta; Magnoliopsida; Lamiales; Lamiaceae
Exons: 4
Coding region: 339-758 (139 amino acids)
Source: RefSeq, a predicted model, not a curated record